AUGUUUUUAUUCUUGCCUUUUUUCAGGUUGGACAAGAAAACUAAAGAUUUGGUGUAUGCUGAAAAGAAUAUUGUUGUCUAUGAGAGUCGUUGCAAUGAUUUGACCACAAAAUACAAUCAGGCCAAUGCUGAGCGUCAGAAAAUUAAGGAUGAAUUAAAGGAAUUGGAGAAGGAGAAUGAAGCACUACGCAAACAAGUGGAGGAUCUCCGCAGAAAUCUUGAGGAGGAGACUUUAACUAGAGUGGACUUGGAAAACAGCUUGCAGUCUCUUCGUGAAGAAUUGUCAUUUAAGGAGCAGAUCAAGAACUUGACUUCACAUGCUCAGAGAAGCAGUGGCACUACAGCUGGUUUAAUGGAGGAUCUGCGCCAGAGUCGUAUCAGGCUUGAUGAGCAAAACGCUCGUAUCACCGAAUUGGAGUCUGCAAAUUCUGCAUUAUUGACACGCCUACGAGAGUUGGAGAACCUCUUGAGCGAUGAACGUAUGCGUCAUGCAGAUGAGCGCAAGAGACUUGAAGAUGAACUUCAAAUUCUGCGGGAUGAAAUGGCUCAGGCUCUUCAAGAAUAUCAAGAUCUUAUGGACAUUAAAGUGGCUCUAGACCUGGAGAUUGCUGCCUACCGCAAACUGCUGGAGUCUGAAGAAGCAAGAUUGAACAUCAGCCCCAGUCAAUCUCAAGCCCAUGUUCAGUCUCAGCGAAUGUCCCGCACACCUGUGCGCCGUACUCCAGUACGUCUUGGGGGAUCCAAGCGCAAGCGUACAACAUUAGAGGAAUCAGAAGAAUCGUCUGUUGCUAACUUUAUUACCAGCGCUCAUGCUAAAGGAGAUGUUGAAAUCAAGGAAGUAGAUGCUGAAGGAAAAUACAUCAAACUUUUUAAUAAGGGCUCUAAGUUGAGCAUUACAAUCAUUAGUAAUAGUAGUGAUAAGGCUCUUCAUGCAUCAUAUCUAAUUGCAGUAAGACUAGCUAAGGAAGGUAAGCCAAAUGCUAUUGCUGAAGUGCUGUUACAGAGUGCAAUUGAUAUAGUAUCUGCUACAAUAAGUGCUCAAGCUGCAGGAAAAUUGAAAAUAAUCCUCUUCAAAAUCUUCACAAACUUCAAUAACAAGACUCUACCCAUGCUACCCGUGGAACAUAGGUGCAAAGAUCAUAUGCAUUUAAAGUUAAUGGUUGUUAAAGAGUUAGAGACCACAGAAGCAGCAAUUGGAGGCUGGCAGGUGGUGCGCCGUGCCGGUGACAAUGAAACUACAUUCAAGUUUCACCGAAGUGUGAAGAUAGAGCCUGGCUCUGCCAUCACUGUGUGGUCUUCCGAUGCUGGACAAGUUCAUGAUCCACCUUCCAACAUCGUGAUGAAGAGUCAGAAGUGGGUUAUUGCAGAGAGCAUGAACACCACCUUAAUAAACCCCAAUGGCGAGGAAAUGGCCAUUCAUGAGCGCACUCGGCAACAGAUUUCGAGCUCAGUUUCUCGUCAUCGUGAGACUUCUGGUUAUUCCCUGCGCUCUGAGAAAGAAGAGCUUUUCCACCAGAUGGGUGACCCACAAGGGGAAGAUAGAUGCAGACUGAUGUGAAAUGAAGAUGAAAUUACAUCUGAAUCUUAAGAUCGAAAUGUGAUUAUACAAACUUUGGAGAGACCAUAACCCUUGUUUUCAAGGGAGGGGGGAAGAUAUGUUCUAGUGUUUAUGGCAAUGUAUGGUUAGAAGGUGCUGUGGGGGUGUUUGGACUGCACUGAAUUGGCAGCCGCAAGUAUGCAGUCAGAAGGAUGAGACUUUGAAUCUUACAUGAAUGAAUCAUGAGUUUUGUAUUAGAAGAGUACGAGGUACUGUGCACUUCAGUGAAGUAAUGUCAUUUUGAUGUAUUCUUUCCAGAAAUUAAAUUAGCAGUAAUCUGAGGUGUACCCUGAAUUCAUCUUUGUGAUGUGAUUUUUCUAGUUAACUUUGAAUCGCUGAUUUAAAGAAGUAAUUUCGUGAUUAUUUGCUAGUUACUAAGUUUGGUUGGGAUUGAAGAUAAUGGGAGAUGAAAGUGUUUUUUUGAAAAUGGGAGGGUUGUUUUUUGCCACGUUCCUACAAAUACUAUUUUUGAAACUGUCAAUAAAGACUGCUUUACAUGUUAUAAUACAUGUAAUUUGUUUAUUUUCAUAACAGAUUAUAUUAUUGCAAAUGGUACAGCUAUGCUGGCAAUAUCAGCAGUUCUCUUAUUUGAGAUGAAUUUUCUAAUUCUGUUGUGCCAUUAAAUCUUUGUUAUCAUGAAUAUUUUUUCUUAAUGAUUUCAGAGUACAACAGAAAAAGCAGAUUACUGUUUUUGAGUGAUUAUAGUUUCACAAUUUGAUGUUUCUAAAACUAUUUUAUAGUUAGAUUUUGCUACCUCUGAAAUAUCUAAUAGAUUGCUUUAUUGUCGCAGAUAUUGUUGAGAAGAAAACAUGAGGUGCAUCGCAUACACAUUUUUUAUUUUAUUUUUUCUGAAAACUGUUUUACCAAACAAUUGCAUGCGGAGUGGUCUUAUGGUUUCUUCUGUUUCUGCGAUAAAUGAGCGAUUAAUAUUUUAUUUGGAUGUAUGGGGUUCUGAUGAGGCCAUUUCAAUGAAAUGACCUUUUCAAAAUUGUUCAUACAAAUUUACAAAUACAAAAACCACUGUAAUUGAUUUGAAACAGUAUUGGAGGUAUAAGCCACUAGUCGUGUGAGAAUAAUGCUGUCUGUGGCAAUGUAAUUUAUAAAGUGAGUAUGACCAGAGUGUGUGUUUUCGUAAAGUCCUGAUUUAUCAAAAUUGUACAAAUCUCACAUGUGAACAAAUUGUCAUCUAGAGCCAAUUUGCUCAUUUUGUGUAGUCUCCAAUAUUGUUUGAUAUGUGGUGUAAUUCUUUUUUGUAGUUUUCGAUGAGUGUACAGUCAUUUUCAUAAUGUUUUUGAGUCAUAAUACAUAUGUAAGACAAAUUUCUCGAAAGGAACAAAGAAAGUAUGUCACAAUCUGUUAGUGUGUGUGGCAGGCUUCAAUUUUUUCCUGCAAUGUCUGAUUUCUUCUGCAGUUUUUCCACUUCAUUUUUUAUGCAGCGUUAACAGUGAUUACAGGGCUGGCCUGUCACAUCCAUGGCUGUCCACAACAUCCCCAUUUUUCUACUGCAAAACUGCAGAUUAGGCAUAGUGGAUAUCAUUAUUUCAUCAUCUGAAAUAUAAUUAUUUUAUUUGUUUUUGUUUUAUGUGUUUUUCUGAAUUAUAUACAUUUCAUUUCAUCAUUAAGAGCUUUAUAGUAAUGCACAGCUUUUUUUAUUACUUAUCUAUGUAUGUGUAAGGGCUUUAUAAAGCUGUUUAUGGUAAGAGAUGACAAGGGAGUGGUAUACCAUGUAUUCAAUUAGAAAAGUUAAAUAUUGGACACAUGGGCAUCAUAAUCUGCAUUGUAACUGGAAUCUUUGAGGUUAUUGUGUUCACUUUAUUAACAAUUUUGAUAUUAAAAAACAAAAAAAGGAAAGUGCUUGACACAAUUUACAUUAAUGAUUAACAAUUGCUUAAACAUAUACUAUGUGUUAACCUUGUAUUAGUAAGUUACAUAUUACAAAAUGUUCUGUAUAUUGUAUGGAAGAACCUGUACACUUCUAUGAUAUCUUGUUAAAAACAUCCAGCCUUAUUAGGCUGCAGUAGACUUGUGUAUAGGUUCUCAGCUGGAAACUGAACAAAUAAAUUUCUGAAAAUGUGUAUCAUCCAGAUAUUUUAUUAUAACGUAUUUGGAAGUACUCAAACUAUUUUGUGAAGUUUAAAAAUAUGUAAGAAUUUUAUGAUUUUUCUAGAGAUUUAAAAUUUUCUUCCAAAACUUGUUUUUCUGGGCUUAGGGUACGCAUUAACUUAAUAAAUUUGUUUUUAAAAAAUGUAAAUUUGAUUGGUAUACUGCUGUCUUGAGUGAUUAAAUAAAUAGUAAGUGAUAGAUUAGUAGCAGAAGGCGAUGAAUUGUUGAGAAUAGGAUAUGACUACAUGUAAAAUCUACGUGGUCAUUAGUUAAGCAUAGUAACACAUUAAGUAGCAUUCUCACUAAAUAUGUUUAUUAAUCAACUUCAUUAUUGCUAAACACUGCCACUACUUUCUGUGUUCCUUUUACAUGUACAUUAAAUGUGGAAAAAAAUAUAGUUGUUUAUGACAAAAGUUUGAAAUAUUUAUUCUUGGAGUGAGUAAUUUUUUUGCGUGUAUGGGGAGUGUCAUUGUGUGGCAGUGAGAGAAUGCUAAAUGUCUUAAGGAUGAAAGUAGGAUGUCAGAUAAAGGAAUGCCUUUGAGAAAAUGUGUGUGCUGUGUGAAGGAGUGCUACUUAAUAUUGAAACUGCGAAUGGCGUGAUUGAUAAAAUUUCCCCUUAUAAUAGAAAUAAAAACAGGAAUGUUUGGCCGAGUUCGUCAGCGUUACACCUCGGCGGGGCUGUAGGUGGCGGUGAGGUAGGUUCUGGCGACAGGUACGUGACGUUGCUAUCGGCCUAGACCAAUAGGGAGUCGCGCCAGCCUUGGCCUGGUGCAGCCGUGUUCCAUUGAACUCGUGGCCGGGUUUACUUGCAAGAUCUGCGAGAGAGAGCUGGCGAUUCUUGGUCGUGUCUUCUCUGGGAGUAA
Messenger RNA from Gryllus bimaculatus (two-spotted cricket), 4562 nucleotides. NCBI's taxonomy places the organism in Eukaryota, Metazoa, Arthropoda, Insecta, Orthoptera, Gryllidae. The record is from the annotation of a GenBank genome assembly.